Psilocybe cubensis is the source of this 4077-nucleotide messenger RNA. RefSeq lists its product as uncharacterized. The record is from RefSeq and is a predicted model, not a curated record. The transcript is spliced from 7 exons. NCBI's taxonomy places the organism in Eukaryota, Fungi, Basidiomycota, Agaricomycetes, Agaricales, Agrocybaceae. The coding region runs from base 1 to 4077 and encodes 1358 amino acids.
AUGGCCAACGCAACCAUCUUCCCUGAGAAACGAACUCGGUCACAAAUUAGUCUGCCUGAUGCUAUUCUCCAAAUACCUCACGGUUCUCCCAUGAAGGAUGCGCGAAGUGCAUUAAGGAAUCACACCACUGCUACCAUCGACACCACUACAUCCUCUGAGCCCAAGCAGACGACCGACGAUACCGAGGAUGAAUUACUCUUGUCACCUGGAAAACAGGCGUCACUUAUGCGGGCAGCGAGUAAUUCUAAACGCUCUGCGUCACCUCCUCUGCAAGAUGAAUACACACCGCCAUCAGGGUCGUCGCCUGAAGGCAGAUUACUGAAACGCGCAAAGCGAGAGCUUGGACCAUUGGAUGGAUCAGAAGGUGGGGUAAAAGAUAUACAUUCACUUUCCCAACUUCACAAACCUUCGAAUACAGAAAGUCCUCGUAAACUUAUAGACACCUCUCCCACCACAAGUCGACGUUCCGCGCGAAAGCGAUCUACCACCAACAAGAAAGUACAGCCUACCCUCAGUGCCAGUCCACCUCCAUCUACAUUCUCUCCCAUUCUAAGCACCUCGAAACAACCCAGAGCUCAGUCGGUGCCUUUAUUCUCUACAAGUCAUGAUAUACCCCACAUCGAUUUUCGAAAUCCUCCGCAUUCUCCUAGACGCUCUCGCUCCCGUUCUAAGUCACCAUCCAAAACAGCAGAACCUAGACUACGACCGUUAUUUGUAACAUUUCCUGUCAUUGAGGAAACACCUAGCGCAUAUGAGGAUGGGGGAACGCCAAUGGAGUUAGACGAUGAAGCCAAAGGCGUGGCAAAGAAGGCGAGUGAGUUCCAAAGCCUCAGUGCACCUGAACAACCUCUGGAGCCACAAUCGAAUACUGCUGUCACUGCACGAACUUCCAGCUCACCACCAAUUUCGCCGUCACCGUCUGCCACCUAUGUACUGGGUGGUGCACCUGCUACUCCGGCUUCACAUUCUUUGGACACAUCAAUACCAAUGUCACCGUUGACACCUCUCCCUGAAACGCCUCUACCAGUGAGGUUAACAAAUGCUGAUAGUCGAUACUCCAGCAAUUUGGGCUGGGGGUUACCACUUAUUACAGAAACCACCGAAUCAUCUGGCAACCUGGAGCUCCAAAUUGCUGUUGAAUCCUCGACCAUCCAAAGUCGCCUUCCUCGACCUGCAGUCUCUAUGCCGCCUCCACCAUUGCCGCCGUCGAGGCUCACCCGACCUGGCAUUACGGGUUCGUCUCGUCCAGUUUCUAAUAAAGCCGGUCCACCGACCAAAGUGGCCACCGCAACGUCGUCAAAGAAUCCUAAUGCAACUGUAACUAAGAAGGAUGCAUUUGCAUUGAUGAUGAAGAAGUCUCGAGAAGAUAAAGAACGAAUUGAAAGGGAGAAAAAUAGGCAGCCCCCUGCUAAUAUUUUUACACCUAUAACAACAGCAAAACGACCGGGUUCUCGAGAAUCACUCAAGAUGAAGAUGAAGGACAAGAUGCGACCUAAAAUGAAAUCGAAGCAAGAUCCUGCAACUCAGCCCCCUCUAAAUUUUGAUGAUGAGGAGCAAGAGGAGGAGGAGGAAAUAGAAAAAGAGUCUGGCUCCAAAUACUAUGCUUCUACCCAAACUAUCGUCGAAUCUGGGCCUUCUACUCAAUCGGAAAUCGCCCCAGUUAUCAUACCAGAUCCUCCCAUUUCGCCCACGAGAAUUGCUUUGGAUUCAUUAAGGUCCAGUUCCUUGCCCGAGGAGUCAAAUAUGGAGAUUGUGGAAGACUCCGAGGGUGAAGGUCAGGCUCUCAUGCAUCCAGCUGUUGCUGCAGCGUAUCCUGGUCAUGUUUCUGCUAACCCCGGAGAAGGCCAAACAAUCAGCGAGCUGGGAGUUGAUACAUCCCUUGUUGAACAACCUUUGGCUGAAGUUAUGCAACCCGUGCCAACAAUAGCUGUUGAAGCUCUCAAAGAAAUAUCCACUAAGAUCGAGGGGCCCGAACACGAAGUCAGUCCUACUGACGAUAAUGUGGCGUCACAGUCGGCUGAAAACGUUUCCGAACAACAGCAAGAAGAGGAAGCUCAGACAGAAAUUCGACCACCCAGUCGAACUCGAGUCAGUAGACUGCCUCUAGGGAAGAAAAGACAACCAGCGGUGGUCAUUCCAGGUGGCCGUGUUACCCGUAGCGCUUCCAAUAACAAGAAAAACGGUGAUGAAGCUGAAGCUUCAACAUCCCAAGUACCUUCUAAACCAUCUAACCCUUCUGGCAUAGUAACUACCAAACGGCCUGUCUCCAAGGUGAUGAAGAAAUCCGCAGAAGCUGUGGGGUCGAGUAAGACAACCGAGGAGGAAGUGGGUCAAGAAAAGAUGGUUCUGCCCCCAGGAUCACCAAUGAAAGUGAGUUCUCCGAGCAAAACCUUGCGCCCAAUCACUCCCAAGAAGACUCCUGGUCGGUUCACUUUUUCGAACAAACCAAUCUCAAGUCCAUCACCUACCAAGGUUGUGAGGUCGUCUUCUCUCACUACAUUGAAAUCUUCCAGCUUCGCUGGCCGUGCCUUUCCAAUGGCACCCAGCCAAGUGGCUAUGGGUGCCAAUUCCUCUCUUUCGACUUUAUCAAAUGCACUUGAGAAAUUGCGAAUGCCACCACCUGCGAGACCUAGUACAAGCAUGGGUUUCAAUAGAGAUGCCCCGGGCGAUAGUGAUGACGAAAAGCCUGCGACAAUGACGAAGGACGAUGUUGGUGUUGGGCGUACAUCUUUCGGAUUGGGACGUCCACAAGGCCUGAAAAGGGCCAGUACUCUUGAAGAAGAUUCUUUUGGGCCAACGGCGAAAAAUGCGGCUGCGUCCUCUAGUAAAAGUGCUGGUUCAACAGGAAAGAAACUCGUCCAGAAACCACUCUCCAUGUUCAUGCAAAAUAAGGCCACGACUUCGAAGAACGGAACAAGCCACCUCCUGCGAAAUACGGGGAAACCGUCACUUUUGAACGGCAGACCCUUAUUUGUCGUUGGAGGUGGGGUUCGUCGCACCAUCAGCAAAAAGUCGACGUUACCUGUGGUCAUCGGAAGUCCUGUGAAAGGUGGGGCUCAGAUGAUGCACGAAGAUGACGAAGUACUGGUGGAAGAUGCGCCAAAAGAAGAUGGUGACAAUGGCGAAUCACAUCUGUCCGCAGCACCUCAGAACUCAUCCUCGCUUUCGUUGGAUGAGCUUUCCACUACCGCGGGUACCGAGAAAGGGAAAGGCAAGGAAAGAGACCAUGACAAGACUUCAAAGCACGCGAGGAGAGUGUCAAUGGCUUCUCAUGCUCUUUCGUUAUCGCUGAGUGCUCUGCCUCCUCCACAACCACUACCACAACGUGGUUUGAUGGGCCCUCCGCCAACACCACCGCAUGGCAUAAAGAGUCCACAGAGAAGCACAAGUAGUAGCUACCCAUCUACCUCAGCCGGAGGCAGUUCUCCUUCACAGCCAGCCCAUCCCACAGGCACACGGUCUAGUGCUCGAAUCGCCAAGAUCGCUCCUGCAGUGCAGAAGGCGAAAACGGAUGGAAUGAAGAAAGCUGUAUCAGAACCCACCCCGCCACCCAAUCCUAAUAUCGAGGCUCUGAAAGUCUUGAAAGAUUGUGUCAUAUUUGUAGAUGUCAAGACAGAUACUGGAGAUGAAGCAGGCUCACUGUUUGUUGAGAUGCUUGAAGGCGUCGGAGCAAGAGUUUUGACUAGGGUCGGACAGACUUGUACACAUAUAGUGUAUAAGAACGGCCUUAUGAGCACUUUGAGUCGAUACAAACUUCUUCGUGAUCCUAAGCCACUAGUCGUCGGAAUCGCUUGGGUUGUCGAAUGUGUUGAACAGCGAAAACACGUAGAUGAAACCGAUUUUUUGGUAGAUAUUGAGAGCACAAACAUUGCAGGCAUCCAUAAGCGACGUCGUUCUGUUCUUCCGAAGUUACUCUCUAGUGCAGAAUUUGAGACACCUUCGUCGGAGGCUGAUAAGGAAGAGGAUCCUGACCGAUCCAUGGAAGGAUCGACAUCAUCUCUCACAGCCGACGAUGAUCUAACACCAUUGGAAAGAGCGCGAAGGAGGAAGAGCCUCAUGAUCGGUCUUCACCCAUGA